Messenger RNA from Closterium sp. NIES-67, 350 nucleotides. Lineage: Eukaryota; Viridiplantae; Streptophyta; Zygnematophyceae; Desmidiales; Closteriaceae. The record is from the annotation of a GenBank genome assembly.
AUUUUCGAAACAAUUGCUCUCGAUAUGGCGGACCUUGCAACACCGCCUCUGGUGUCAACGCCAGUACUACCCAUUCCACCACCACCACCACCUUCAGCAGAACCUCCAACGGCAGCAAUUUCAUCAGAAGCAGCAACACCACCAGCAGCACCAGCAGCAGAUGCGUCAGCAGCAGCAGCACCAUCAGCAGCAGCUGAACCUAGCACCCCAACGUGUUGCUAUGGCUGGUGCUGCUGAUGCUGAUGCUGCAGCCUCCGCCACUGUGGAUCCCCCUGACCCUGUGCGCCAUGCGCCCAUCACUGAGGCCGUGCGCCCCUUUGGUGCGUUUUGGACCACUUCCCACUACUGCU